AUGGUAGCACGCACAAGAACUGGCACAGACUGUCCGGAAUGCCGCGCUGUUCCUCCGCCUGAAGUGGUCGGCACUUCAGCAGAGGAAGCUCCGGACGCAGAGGUUCCCCAAGAAGAGGUUCGUCCUGAAGAAGUUGUGCCUUCUGUCCCAGAGGAGGCGAGCGAAGAGGAAACGCCGGAGCAGACGCCUGCUCCUGGCGAGGAAGGCCCUCCUGAAGAAGUUGAGCCCUCAAUCCCACAGGAUGAAGAGACAAAAGAAGCGCGAGCACAGACGCCUGCUUCUAACAAGCCGCCGCCCCUGUCACCUCCACAGGAGGUUCCCCCAGCCACUGCCGAAGAGGCCCCUGAAGAAACUUCUACUCCGGAAGAGGAGGCGCCACUGCCUCAGCCACAGCCUAAAGUUCCUGGUGCUUCGCCAAUUGAGGGACCAGUAACUCCCGAACUCACUCCACGAGAGAAGGAAAUCCUCAAGCAAAAGGCGGAGGCGGCAGAAAAGUUCAAGCAGAACCCGUGGUGA
This is a messenger RNA of Neospora caninum, 516 nucleotides long. RefSeq lists its product as hypothetical. Bases 1 to 516 code for a protein of 171 amino acids. The transcript has 2 exons. NCBI's taxonomy places the organism in Eukaryota, Apicomplexa, Conoidasida, Eucoccidiorida, Sarcocystidae. The record is from RefSeq and is a predicted model, not a curated record.